AUGGCCUGUUCAUAUGUAUUUUCCGAUGACAAAUCUUUCCUACAAGAUUUGGAUUUCAUGUUGGAAUAAUCAGAUUAAUGUCCUUCCUUGUUAAAAUGCUAAUCAUGUUCAAUCUAGCUGUAAAAGUAAUAAUCAGAUAAUAAAUCUAAUGUAUCAUGUGCUGAUUUAGUUGAUUUGGAGAGAGGAGGUUGCAUCCUCCAGACCAAAAUCGGUCCAAUUUAGUACGGAAUGCCCCCAGAAACAAUAAAGGACUGUUUAAAUUUAGGAAUGGAGGUUCCAACAUUUUAUAUAAUACCAACAAAGAGAUUUGAUAAAAGACUGGGUAUAAGCACUGCUGAAUUCGAGUUUCCAGCUUAUUUUAAUUUCUUUUGUAAAAAGAAGUAAAUAACAUUGAUCUGUACUGCUGACACAGAAAAGGCAAUUAGAACUGUUUUUCAAGAGACUCUAUUAGGUCCAGUCGAUCAUCCUGAUUUGGCACUUGAUUUCUACCAUAAAUUCCCAAAAAGUGCAUACCCAGAUUUUCAUAAAGAAAGGAGUGUAUUUUCAAGGAAUCCAUCGAAUUUGGAUGAAAAAUUGACGAUAGACCAUUUAUUAAAAUUUUGUUUAUUUGAUGAAAACAAUACAGCCACAAUAACUGAAGGGGAGAUCACAAUUAAAAUAAUUAAGGAUAGCAAUUCAUUUAAGAUCUUAGAAAAUGGGAUAUAUCUGAAAGGCAUUCAAGAUACAUUUACAUUCCCUUCAUAAUAUUAUGAAUAUAUUGUUACUAAACCAGAUGAUUAUCGAGCUGAAAGCAUGAAGAAUAUUAAAUCUAAAAGGGAUGCUGCAAAAGAAUAAUGUCCAACUCCCUUAUUGGUAAAGCAAUUACCUGAAAUGACAGUUGAAGAAAAAGUAGAAAAUUGGGUUAUUGGUAAUAAAUAUUAAAGAGGUGGGGAGAAGAAGCUGUCCGUAGUCUUAUGGGAUCAGAUGGGAGGACAUGUUGAGACUGGAUCGGCUAUUUUCUAAUUAGAUAUUGAUGAAAACAAAUCAUUUACACCACCAGAUUUUGGUGUUACCAUUCUAGGAUGUUCCCAUGGAUUCGAUCCUAAAGGGUCAACUUCUGGUUAUAUUUUCUGGGUUAAUGGAAGAGGAAUAAUGGUUGAUCCACCUCCUUUUGCUUCCUAUCAUAUGAAAUAGAUGGGAAUUCCAUCAAUAUUAAUUUGUGCAGUUAUUAUUAGUCACUGUCAUGCUGAUCAUGAUGCUGGUACAUUCCAUAAGAUAUUGGAUGAUACUCGAGUAGAAAUUAUAACAACUAGAACAAUUAUGAAUUCCUUUUUAAGAAAAUAUUCUGCAAUGUCCAAUAUUGAUGUUGAUUCCUUAAGGAGAUUAUUUAUUUUUAGACCGGCUAUCAUUGGAAUUCCUUUGAAUAUCUAUGGAGCCUACUUUAAUUUCUUCUAUGCUAUGCACACUAUUCCAAGUCUUGGGUUUAGUGUUAAAUUGGAGAAUAAAUCAAUGUAUUUUUCAUCUGAUACAUUUUUUGAUCCAGAUUAACUGUUGGUCUAUAAAAAUCAAGGAAUUCUCUCACAAAAAAGAUAUGAACACUUAGCCUUUGUAGAAUUCAAGGAAGAUUUAAUUCUUCAUGAGGCAGGUGUUCCUCCUAUUCACACUGCAUAGUCUGUGCUUGGCAAAUUACCAAAUAACAUUAAAAAUAGACUUUAUCUCGUACAUACAGCCUAAAAAGAUUUGAAAAAAGAGUUAGGUUUAAAGAUAGCCAAAACUGGUAUAGAAAACACAAUGAUUUUGAUACCAAGUAAUACAAAUAAGCAUUUAACAACAAUAAGAAGACUUGAUUUGCUUUCAACAAUAGAUAUUUUUGAGCAUUUAACUUUGAAAAAUGUGAGAUGGCUUUUAGAUUCAGUGACGUCUGAAGAGUUCUUUCCAGGAUAAGAUGUUAUUAAAGAGGGUACUGCUGGAGAUAGAUUCUAUAUUAUUGAAUCAGGACUAGCAAGAGUCUACUCAAAGUAGAAAGGAUAAGAAUUUGAGAGAUACUAUUAGGUUGGUGACUAUUUCGGCGAAUCUGCUGUAUUAUCAAAUGAAGGAAGAAGGGGAGCUUCUGUCGAAGCUGUCACAAAUCUUAAAGUGCUUAUUCUAGAGAAACACGAUUUCUGGUUUAUAUUUGGAGAUGGUCUUGGCGGGUAAGGUCCUAUCAUCUAAAAAAUGAAAUAAUUGACUGCUGCCAGAAGGUCGAAAGCUGUUCAUUGUCUAUUUAAGAAUUCAAUUUUAUCUGAAUUGACUCCUUCAUAAAAAACACAAUUAGAAAUGAUAAUGAGAGAACAAGAAAUUGAGAAAGGGACUGUGCUUUGGAAAGUUGGUGAGAAACCAGAGUUUGCUUUCAUCAUAAAGAGAGGAACCUUUGCAUUUUAUGACUGUCCAGAAUAAGAUCUAGAAGAAUUAGACUCAGGAGCUUAUGUUGGAGAAUUAAAAGCUAUCAUUGAAAAUACUGCAAUUUCUACAUCCAUUAGAGCAACCAGAAAGGCUACAAUAUUCAAGAUUUCCAGAAAGGAUUUAAUUAGUUUUGCUAAUAAACAUCCUGGAAUCUAUAUGAUAUUGAUUGAUACAAAAUAUUUAGAAUGA
Messenger RNA from Paramecium tetraurelia, 2610 nucleotides. RefSeq lists its product as uncharacterized. NCBI's taxonomy places the organism in Eukaryota, Ciliophora, Oligohymenophorea, Peniculida, Parameciidae. Gene Ontology annotation, molecular function: 3',5'-cyclic-GMP phosphodiesterase activity. Gene Ontology annotation, cellular component: cytosol. The transcript has 6 exons. The record is from RefSeq and is a predicted model, not a curated record.